AUGCGGGGUGAGUAUAAUGGCCUCAAAGCACUUAUUUUGAAAGAAAAUCCAAGUGCUUACUACAUUCAUUGCUUUGCUCAUCAACUUCAACUAGCUCUUGUAGCUGUGGCACAGAAACAUCCGAAGAUUGAAACUUUCUUCACUACAGUACAUAGAUUGGUGAAUAUUGUUGGAGGAUCAGCUAAAUGGAGUGAUCUUAUUCGAGAGAACCAAAGAUUGAAAAUUCUUGAAUCACUCAGUGUUGGUGAAAUAUCAAGCGGACGGGGUCUCAAUCAAGAAAUUACUCUUCAGCGUCCUGGUGAUACACGUUGGGGCUCUCACUAUAGUUGUUUAAUUAACUUGAUUGCCAUGUUUUCAACUAUAGUCGACGUCAUUGAGAUGAUUGCUACUGAUACUACAAGUACCGAAACAAGAGGUGAUGCAUGCAUUUCAUUGGAGUUGAUGUUAAGAUUUGAAUUUGCAUUUAAUCUAUAUCUCAUGAAAAAGAUUUUAGGGAUUUCAAACGAAUUGUCAAGAACAUUACAAACAAAAGAUCAAGAUAUUGUCAAUGCUAUGAAAUUAGUGCAAAUAUGUAAAACACAGCUCCAAACCAUGAGAGAUGAUGGAUGGGAUUCUUUUUUGGGAGUGAUUUGUUCAUUUGGUGAAACUCACAUGAUCAAUGUUCCCGAUAUGGAUGAUAUGUUCGUAACUGUUGGUUGUUCACGGCGUGAGACAGUGACAAAUUUGCAUCAUUUUCGUGUGGAAAUGUUUUAUGCCGUCAUUGAUAUGCAACUUCAAGAGUUGAAUGAUCAUUUUUCUGAAGUAAAUAGUGACUUGCUUAUUUAUGUUGCAUGUUUAUCUCCAAGUAAUUCAUUUGCUGAUUUUGACAAGAUCAAAUUGAUUCGACUAUGUCAGUAUUAUCCGGUAGAUUUUGAUGCAGCAAAUAUCCUAGAACUUGAUGAUCAACUAGAUACGAUUAUUCUUGAUAUGCGCACUUCUGAAGACUUUGAAGAAUUACAAGGCAUUAGCAAUCUUGCACAGAAGUUGAUUGUGAAAAAUAAACAUGAAGUGUAUCCAUUAGCCUACAAACUUGUGACACUAACCUUAGUUCUUCCCGUGGCUACUGCUAUAGUCGAGAGAGCAUUUUCUGCGAUGACUUACGUCAAAAAUCGUUUGCGCAAUCGAAUCGGAGAUCAAUGGUUGAAUGAUAGUUUGAUUGCAUACAUUGAGAAAGAUGUUUUUGAUAAGAUUGAAAAUGAUGUAAUUAUGGAACAUUAUCAAAGUAUGAGAAUACGUAGAGAGCAAUUGUAA
Molecule: messenger RNA, 1290 nt
Organism: Olea europaea var. sylvestris
Lineage: Eukaryota; Viridiplantae; Streptophyta; Magnoliopsida; Lamiales; Oleaceae
Product: zinc finger MYM-type protein 1-like
Exons: 1
Coding region: 1-1290 (429 amino acids)
Molecular function (GO): protein dimerization activity
Source: RefSeq, a predicted model, not a curated record